GUAGGUACGUGGCUGCUUCAGCUGACAUCUCUGCAUGAUGGCGACAGAGGUUCAGAGCGGCGACCUCGACUCUGCUCACUCCAGCCGGCUCGAAGUGUCCAUCGAUGGGCUCACUCUCAGUCCCGACCCGGAGGGCGAGCAGGGACAGGCUCCGGAGUCGGAACCCGAACCUGAACCUACGUCUCCCGAGAGCGACGAUCCUGAUGGAGCGAAUGCUAAGUCCACGAUAGAGACGAAAUGGGGCUUUGCUCUGCAGGAGCUCUACGGGAUGGCUCUAAAAUUCUUUAAAGAUAAAGAUGGAAAAGCGUUCCACCCGACCUACGAGGAGAAGCUUCGGCUGGUGGCGCUGCACAAACAGGUCUUACUGGGUCCUUACAAUCCUGAUGCCUCACCAGAAGUUGGCUUCUUUGAUGUCCUGGGCAACGAUCGCAGGAAAGAGUGGGCGUCUCUGGGUAACAUGGAGAAAGAAGAGGCCAUGGUGGAGUUUGUCAAGCUGCUGAAUAAGUGCUGUAACCUUUUCGCGCCAUACAUCACGUCACAUAAGAUCGAGAGGGAGGAGCAGGAGAGGAAAAGGAAAGAAGAGGAGGAGCGGCAGAGGCAGGAAGAGGAGGAGAGAGAGCGACAAAGGCAGGAGGAGGAGAGAAGGAGACUUGAAGAGGAGGAAAGGCUGAGGAAGGAAGAAGAGGAAAGGAGACAGGCAGAGGAGGAAAGGCUACGAGUUGAGCAGCAGAAACAGCAGAUCAUGGCGGCGCUGAACGCCCAGACAGCUGUCCAGUUCCAGCAGUAUGCUGCUCAGCAGUACCCCAACAGCCCCGAGCAGCAGCUGAGCCUCAUCCGCCAGCUCCAGGAGCAGCACUACCAGCAGUACAUGCAGCAGCUUUACCAGGUCCAGCUGGCCCAGCAGCAGGCAGCAUUACAGAAGCAGCAGCAGACAGAUUUGAUGGUACAGACGACCUUGGAAGGUGGCGGCUUUGGCGAGCCCAUCCUCGCCUCAGCAGCAGGAUCUUUAUGUGCAGUUUUGUCACCCGGUGGGGAAGAAAUCCCAACAGUCAACGGAGGCCAGUCAGACUCGUACUCUGAGAGCAUGGACCGGGAGCCCGAACCUGAGCCAGCAGAGGAGGUCUCGGAGAACGGACCCUUGAUAGCCGACUCGCCUCCAGUCAUCGCUGCCCCGUCCAUGUGGACACGGCCCCAGAUCAAGGACUUCAAGGAAAAGAUCCGACAGGACGCUGACAGCGUGAUCACAGUCGGGCGCGGUGAGGUCGUGACAGUGCGUGUCCCCACCCAUGAGGAGGGCUCCUACCUGUUCUGGGAGUUCGCCACGGACUAUUAUGACAUCGGAUUUGGGGUCUUCUUUGAGUGGACAGAUGCUGCUUCUGCGUCAGUCAGUGUGCACGUGUCAGAGUCCAGCGACGAGGAUGAGGAUGAUGAAGGUGAUGCUCCCAAUGAGGAGGAGAAGGCCAAGAAGGAGGCGGGGAAGCCUCAAGUGGAUGAGAUUGUGCCGGUCUACCGGCGGGACUGUCACGAGGAGGUUUACGCCGGCAGCCACCAGUACCCCGGCCGUGGGGUCUACCUGCUCAAGUUUGACAACUCCUACUCACUGUGGCGCUCCAAGAGUGUUUAUUACAGAGUCUACUACACUAGAUAAGCCUGAAGAGACACCGGGUGGCGCCGAGGAGUGCGUUUGUUCAACUGUAUGUGUGUGUGAGACGCCAGUGCAGAUGUAUACGAGUGUGUUGUGAGAAGGAGACCGAUACUGGAGAUCGCCACCAGGGGGCAACAAACAUUUGGAAGCCCGGUUUGCAGAUUGGACUCGUUUGCAUUCUACAUGUCCUGAGAUUCUGUCUGUCCUCUCUUGGAAGAGGAGGGUGCAUUCUGUCAUGUAUUCACCACCUCCCCGUGCUGCACUUAUGAGCUGUUGGACUUUGCUGUCUUGUUGUAAUUUUACCACUUUUCGCACCUGGCUCCUCCUCCCGCUUCGCACAGUUCACCGUGGCCUUAUGGCUGCUCUCCCCUGCAUUGAGAACCAUGAAGGGAUACCAGCACUUCCUGUAGUUAUGGUUUAUCCCACGUACCACGUAACACUAUGUUGUUUUUGUUUGUUGAGUGUCUGGUCUGUGGACAGACUCACUCCUCUUAUUUUGGAGCUGAACAGUCUGACUUCUUAACUGCUCACCAGGUCCGUGAAAAUCUGCAAAGGGUUUUGUAAUGUGUGUCUUAUAACUUUAUAGGCAGAAACAGUUUGCCUUCUAUUUGGUGAAAUGUAGGAGAGGUCAACAGGUCAGGCUGUUAAUUUUUUUUUUUCUCCUAAGAGCAAAGCGUCCUGGUAAAAUAAAUGGUCACACAAGACAAUUCUCUUGAUUUGGGCAACUGUUCAAAGUUUUGAAGUCUGAAAUGCUUAUUAAAAACAUUAAUUUCUGUCCUAUUUAAUUACUUUUAUAUGUGAACUCAAAACUUAAUUUUCAUUUACACUGACCACCAGAAGACGGCGUAAUCUUCAGGAUGAGAGCCUGUGUUUGAAGGUCCCGUCUGAGUAACUUGCAAAUACAAUGAGUGUUUGCUGAUAAAACUCAAAUAUGAAUCCACAAAAAGGACGAGAUGGUUGUUACAAAUUACAGUUGAGGGGCACAACUUCAAAUUGUCAAGAUGAGUUUCUACUGAUAAAAGGAGCAUGUGUCCUCUGUUGGUCUUGUGCAUGUGUGCGUUCAAUGUUUAAGACUCCAUAGUUACGAUAGUCGUGGUUAAAAUACGACCUUUUGUUUUCUGUGUUAGGUUGUAGAUUCCAGCUUCCAUUUUUUUCAACUCCACCUGAUUUAGUGCUACCUAAAGUGUUGAGGGCUGAUUUUUAUCUUCACUGUGUUGGAUUAGUUUUAUUUUUACAAUAAACCAUUUUGUGGCUUUAGUGACAAAAAAAAAAUUAAAAUAAAUGCUUCUAAUAUCCAUUACAGGAAAAAGACAGUAAGAUCUCUUCAACAUACUUAUUUGACCAAACAAACUAAAAUUAAAAAUACAAAAAUUCAUCUGCAUUUUGAAACCCAGUUAAAACUUUUCUUUGGUUCGGUCAGUUUAAAAUCAAUCAAAAAUAUUCAAUGAUUAAAAAAAAAAAACGUUUUAAACCACUUUGUCUUUGGUGGGGAGCUGGUUAAAACCAGAUUCUGACCACAUUAGUGUUUUACUAGUUUUGAACUGUUUGAAUGCUUUGAAAGAACAUGAUAAACACAAUCUGGUUUGAACCAGUUCCUAAAAUGAUUUAAAAGCAGAUUAAACUUAUCUGUUAAUGGAAACUUGGAAAAAAUUUAUCUCGAAACAGCAUCAAAUAUUUGGCCUUUUUUUUUAUCCCGAUAGGUGACUUAUUGGAUUAAUCAUUGAUCAGAAUAUUAGUUUUCUCUUUAUGGAUUUGCACUCAUCUCUACUUUUUCCCCUUAAUGUCAAAGUUCUGCCUUUCAGAUCUUUUUCUCAGUUAUUCUAUAGAUUUAAAAUAAUCUCUUCAUAUUGAUCAUUCUGUCCUCUGAAGAGGCUUCGCUCAAUUUGGUUAACGCUCUUAUUUUGAAGCUGUUGCAUCUCAUGAUGGUUCAGAUGAAGAAAUUUUUCAGCCAAACUGCAGUGUUGAUGUACAUUAAUUUUAUUUUGCAUUUGUGGAACGAGGUAACCAUUUAUCUCACCUGGUGUCAUUAAUAAAUUAGGUUAUUUGAGAUUUGGUGACGAGGUUGUUUACCGAUUAAUUGUAUUUGCCUUUGGGGGGAGGCUGCUUCUGAUUGGCUUCACAUCACUUUGCAGCUUUGAAUGUGACUUGUGAUCUGCGCUGUUCCACACAGGCGUUUGGUUUAUCCCGGUGAUGGAGCUGUAUUUCUACACUUUAUGCAAUGAAACCUUAAACACGAGCCGACCCACGUGUUCCCUCACAUGUCGUUUUGUCGGGUGUCUCAUCCAUGCAGUGAUGUCACCUGAGCUUUAAGUCAUCCAACAAGUUUCAGACGGUUCUGCUAUCUGCUGAUGGGCUGUUUGUUGACUUUCUUCCUGCUUUGAGUUCUUGAAGCCUUGUUAUGUAGAUAAUUGGAUAACUGAGGUAAGCGUCCGGGUUUGCAGGAGGCGCCUGUGGUUUUAUUAAAUCAAUGCACUGUAAAAUAAGGUGAAUGAGAUGUUUGUGUACAUUUUACCUUGAAUGAAAGUCCUAAACUCAAAAGUGUAAAACUAUCCACAUGACAGAAAAGCUUUUUGUAUUGUUAUGGAGCUCCUACGAGUUGCAAGAUCUUUUGGGCAUAUAUAUAUUAUAUAUAUUUAAUCUUGAUUAAACUUGUGUUCAUCUCAA
Thalassophryne amazonica is the source of this 4309-nucleotide messenger RNA. RefSeq names its product acyl-Coenzyme A binding domain containing 3 (gene acbd3). The coding region runs from base 35 to 1648 and encodes 537 amino acids. Gene Ontology annotation, cellular component: Golgi membrane. The record is from RefSeq and is a predicted model, not a curated record. Gene Ontology annotation, molecular function: fatty-acyl-CoA binding. The transcript has 8 exons. Lineage: Eukaryota; Metazoa; Chordata; Actinopteri; Batrachoidiformes; Batrachoididae.